Molecule: messenger RNA, 2314 nt
Organism: Triplophysa rosa
Lineage: Eukaryota; Metazoa; Chordata; Actinopteri; Cypriniformes; Nemacheilidae
Gene: pafah1b3
Product: platelet-activating factor acetylhydrolase, isoform Ib, gamma subunit
Exons: 7
Coding region: 103-933 (276 amino acids)
Source: RefSeq, a predicted model, not a curated record
GGCGGAUGACGAGGUAAUGGUGGUGUAACAUGCAUCACAGACCGUUUUCUUUUAUCUUUUCUCUGCUUCUCUGUCUUUAGUUGCUCACUUACGACCCUCUCAAUGUCUAUAGAUCUCACCUCGUGGCUAAAGAGACCUCGGAUGGAGGUCGACGUGCUCGGCGAUCUGACAGUAAUGCCUGGUUCCGGUGUUCCAGCUUCCGGGGUUGGGCAGCUGAGGGCUGGCUGUUUGAUUGAACACACAACUCUGUUUUGGUUACAUUUGUUGAAAGUAAUGAGUGGUGAAGAUUGUAACCCUGCAGCCACACCCACCCCCUGUCAGGACGCACAGGGAGACGGUCGAUGGAUGUCAUUGCACAAUCGCUUUGUGUCAGACAGUAAGGGAAAAGAGCCUGAUGUUCUGUUUGUUGGAGAUUCACUCGUACAGCUUCUGCAUGAGUUCGAGGUUUGGAGAAAAUUGUUUUCUCCUCUUCAUGCCUUGAACUUUGGAAUCGGAGGAGAUGCUACACAGCAUGUACUAUGGAGACUCAGUAAUGGGGAACUGGACCAUAUCAGCCCAAAGGUGGUAAUAUUGUGGGUGGGCACUAAUAAUCAUGGUCACACCCCGGAACAGAUCUGUGGAGGCAUCAUGGCUAUCAUCAAUGUGAUUCAUAAGAAGCUGCCCCAUGCUCACACUCUCAUAUUGGGUGUGCUGCCGAGAGGUAAGAGUCCAAACCCGCUUCGUGAGCGUAAUGCGAGUGUGAACGCUCUAGUGCGGUCUGAGAUAGCAUCCCUGUCUCAUUUCUCAUUUCUGGAUGUGGAUCCUGGGUUCAUUCAGUCAGACGGUUCCAUCUCACAUCAGGAUAUGUACGAUUAUCUGCACCUCACACCCCAGGCCUAUCAGAGGGUGUGUGAGCCACUACACGAACGCAUCAGGUCUCUGUUAGAUAAAUAGGCCCUGCAAACACGAAUACAACAAUAUUCAGCACAGCCACCCUGUAUCGCACAUUACCUGUGUGCUAAACAGAGCCCAUGUUAAAACACCCUCAGGAAAUUCAUGACUGUUUAAUAGACACAGCGUCACACGCUUUUCAUCAAUACGUGUUAUUACAUUCCUCGUUUUACUAAAAAUAAGUCUUUGUUUUUGUUGUGAAUUUGGAUUUACUCUCUAUAUGCAAAUUGGUUAGGACAUUCUAAAGGUCUGCACAUACAUCAAAAGGACUGCCAUGACACAGCCUGAUAUAUUCUAGUUUAAUGAUGAUAUAUUGAUAUAAUCUUUAUGACCUCUGAUGUGUAACAAAUAUUGAAGUGUACAUAAGGGCUACAUGCUGCUAUCAUGGUUAAGGUCAUGACAAAUUUCCUUUCAUGUUUGUGUAGGAAACAGAACUAAAUAAACAUUCUAUAUAGCCUUUUCUGGCAUUGAGAACUAUCUGUUUAUUUGCUGAAUAGAACAAUAUGGGCUAAUAUCAGUUCUCAUAUACAGCUGUUCCUGGGGCGGUACCCUUUCAAAAAGUGCACGUUACACCUCAAGAGUGCAAAUGCAUGUAUCUGUACCUAAACUGUACAUGUUUGUACCUUUUUAAAGGUCUCGUUCCAGUGACAGCUUUUGUACCUUUUUCUGAGAGUACUUUACUAUAAGAACUUUUCUGAGAUGUUUUAGGAUUGCAUGCCUUAACUCUAUAUGAUUCCAUAAGGUUGUUUUGCAUCUUUCACUGAUGAUUUGUUGUCAAAUAUUGAUUUAGCCGCAUUGUCUAUCUCAGUAAUUUUGUAUUUGUUGUUAUUUUGGGAACAAAGUGGGUCUCCAUAUAUGUCUUCAUGUUUUUAUGUUUUGGUGUAGUGUUUUAUUUUAGUUUGUGGUCAGCUGUUCUUUUUAAGCAAGAGUCGGCAGGUAAUUUUUAUGUACCUUUGCCUCUGGGGUGUUUGAAAGAGUUACACGAUGUGAAUGAAAUUAAAAAAAUCUUGUAACUAAAGUCAAGCAGUGAAUGCUCUUUAAAUUACAGCAAAUCUAUUGUCAAUUUCUAAUAAACACGAAAUUCAAAUGGUAGGGAAUCAAUCCAUAAUUUCAUUUCUAGGGGUGUUAAAACUACAUACUUUUAAGUGAUGGUGAUCACAUUGUUAUUCUCUUGUAUGUGGUUUAUCUGCUGCUCUGUCCUGGUGUUUGUAAUCAUACUUGCCUUGUCUUUAAGGAUGUUUGUGAACAUUGUCAUCUUCCAGUAAUUAAGUGAUGCUCUUGCAACUGCAUUCCUUCAAUUUGAUGUAGUAUGAAAGUGGCACUGUGAUAAACCUUGCUACAUUGUAAAAUAUCUCAAUGGUGGAAUAAAACCUGAGAAACUGUU